ACUCAAUAAUUAAUCCUAGGUAGUAUUAUCCCUUUCUUUAUCCUGCUCAUGUUUUUUAAUUUUUAUUCUUCCGAUUAAUGCAAUAUUUAAUUAUUAAUUCUCGUGACCAUUCCCUAUAUAAAUAAACGUCAUUCUAGCUAAUGAAUCUCGAGCCAAAACUACAAUUUCCUUUCUCAUCAAACAACACACAAUAAAAAAAAUGAAAUCGAGUUUAAUGAAAAUAAAGAGAGUGACUGACCCGUUUGACGAGAACGCGAAGGCGCGGAUCGUCGGCGUUGAUAUGACCCGACCCGAUUACAUUAGCAGCGGCAGCGUCCACAGCCAGCCGCUCGACGACGACGCCACUUCCUCGCUCUUCCUCGGCUGCGACGAUGCCGCAGAGCCAGCUGCGGACGGCGGCGAUGCGGAGCUCGAUCGGUCAAUGUGCGAUUCGAUCGCGGAGAGCGUCGAUCUAAUCGGACGGAUCGUGGAGGACGAGAGAGAUGCGUACAGGAAUCAGCUUAGGGUUCAGGUUUCGAGAGCGGCGGAGAUUUUCGCGUGCCUGAGAUCGAACAAGCAGAUAAUGCGGCGUAAUGUGAUGGCGUAUUUGCGGAAUUCCGGUUACAAUGCGGCAGUUUGCAAGACAAAGUGGGAGAGCUCCGGCGGAUUGAGCGGCGGAAGCUACGAAUUCGUCGACGUCGUGCGGGGGGAUUCCGCAUCGGCAUCGAGAUACGUCGUCGAUUUGGAUUUCGCGGCGGAGUUCGCGAUCGCGCGGCCGGCGAGGUCGUACGAGUGCCUGCUGCAGCGAUUGCCGCGGAUCUACGUCGGAACGGCGGAGGAAUUGAGGCAGAUUUUGAGAGCGGCAAGCAACGCGGCGAGGUGGUCGAUGAAAUGCGGCGGCCUGAUUUUGCCGCCGUGGAGGAAGCAACGGUUCAUGCAGAGCAAGUGGCUAGGGCCGUACAGGCGGACGACUAGUCUGAUUUCAUCGGCGGCGAAACGGCGUCAAGUGCCGUGCUGUUGGUUUUGACGCCGCGGCUAACGGCGGUCGUUUGGUGUUUCCCGCGGCUGCUAGAACGAGAUGACUAAUUAACAAAAAACAAUACUACUAAUAUAUAUCUAUGGGAGAAUUUUUGUCGAUUUGAUAAUUUAAAAUAUGUAAGUAUGCAUGCUUUUAUUUGUGUAACGCGGCGGAUGCACUUUGUAUUACUGGCGGCGCAAUUGGUUGCAUAAAAUUUGUUAACUGAGACACAAAA
Molecule: messenger RNA, 1232 nt
Organism: Salvia splendens (bonfire salvia)
Lineage: Eukaryota; Viridiplantae; Streptophyta; Magnoliopsida; Lamiales; Lamiaceae
Exons: 1
Coding region: 200-1006 (268 amino acids)
Source: RefSeq, a predicted model, not a curated record